UCUGCCUCUCUGUGUUUAGUGUUUUUGUUAUCCAAAUUCUCUUCACUUUUUGGUUCCUGGCCUCCACCUUAACCUCUCUUUCAAUCCAAGUCUACUCCCCCAAUUUUGCUUCAUUUGUUUUCUCCUCACUCUGUAGUGAUCUUGGGUUAGUGGGUUGGUGCCAAACCCCCCUGCAUUUAGUAACCCACAUUCUGUUUCCAAGGAUUUUUCAGACCCUUUUGGUUUCUGGGUAGCAUUUCUUUUUCUACUUUGGUUUAGUGUAACUGUAAGCCAACCCCCAUUGUAGAUAUUAGGGUAUUAAUUACUGGGAUCUUCAACUUGGGGAGUACUAGUAGUAGUAGUACUAGUCUUUAUGAGAAAAUACAGAUUAGAGCUUUAUAAAGACUGAGGCGUUAACCCAACUGGGUUUCUUUUUUUUUCUUUUUCUUUUCUUGGAUGAGUUCUUCUGGGUCUUGGUUGUGUUGAGGAAACUUGGAGAGUAAAGAUGAGAGCUUUUGCCUCGUUACUGGUUCUGGGUUUUGUGUGUGGGCCUCUGUUUAUGGGCUGUGAUUCGUUCCCAUCAAGGGAAGCUCUGGCUCUUACGACCUUUAAGGAAGCCAUAUAUGAAGACCCUCAUAUGGUUUUGUCUGAUUGGAAUUCCUUGGAUUCGGAUCCUUGUGCCUGGUCCGGCAUUACAUGCUCCAUGACUCGAGAUCAUGUUAUAAAAAUUAAUGUUUCCGGUUCAUCCAUAAGGGGGUUUCUUGUAUCAGAAUUCAGUGAACUCACCUACUUGCAAGGACUAAUUCUGCAUGGGAAUAGGCUGCUUGGAAUAAUACCUAAGGAACUGGGUUCGUUAAAGUACCUGACCAUCUUGGAUUUGGGGUUGAAUGAACUCACCGGUCCGAUUCCACCGGAGCUUGGGAACUUGACUAAUGUUGUGAAAAUAAAUCUUCAGUCAAAUGGGUUGUCUGGUAAGCUACCACCUGAACUUGGCAAUCUGGGAUACCUUGAGGAACUUUAUUUGGAUAGGAACAAGCUUCGAGGAACUGUUCCUGCUGGAGGAAAUAAAGGACCCGCAUCUAAUGAUUCCAAAAUACAUGGGAUGUAUGCCUCAAACUUGACGGGCCUUUGCCACUCUCCGCGGUUAAGAGUAGCAGAUCUCUCAUACAACUUUUUUGUUGGUAGCAUACCUACGUGCUUAGAGUAUCUUUCCAGGUCAAGUUUUCAAGGAAAUUGCCUUCAGAAAAAAGAUCUGAAACAGCGGUCUGCAGAUAUGUGUGUUGGUGCUGCACCUUCGAAGCGCCAUCCCACAGUUAACCCAAAGCACAAAUCUACUAAAGAUGACCCCAAAGAUCCAGACACAUCAAAACCAGCCUGGCUUUUGGCUUUGGAAGUAGUGACAGGAACCAUGGUGUGCUCUCUUGUUCUAGUUGCUGUUGUCACUGGUCUUCAGAAAUGCAAUAGCAAAUCUUCUAUAAUAAUUCCUUGGAAGAAAUCAGGAAGUGUAAAGGACCAUACUACAGUCUACAUAGAUUCCGAGAUGUUGAAAGAUGUUGUUAAAUUCAACAGACAAGAGCUUGAAGUAGCAUGUGAAGACUUCAGCAAUAUAAUCGGCUCCUCACCUGAUAGUUUGGUUUACAAGGGCAACAUGAAAGGUGGGCCAGAGAUUGCCGUGAUUUCCCUUUGCAUUAAGGAAGAGCAUUGGACAGGCUAUCUUGAGCUAUAUUUUCAGAGAGAGGUGACAGAUUUAUCAAGAUUGACUCACGAGAAUACAGGAAAGUUACUGGGUUAUUGUAGUGAGAGCACCCCAUUUACAAGGAUGCUGGUUUUUGAAUAUGCUUCAAAUGGGACACUGUAUGAGCACCUCCAUUAUGGAGAAGGAUGCCAGUUAAGUUGGACAAGACGCAUGAAAAUUGUAAUAGGCAUUGCUCGGGGGCUGAAGUAUCUCCACAUGGAACUUGAGCCACCAUUUACAAUAUCAGAGUUAAAUUCUAGUGCUGUAUAUCUUACAGAUGAUUUUUUGCCCAAGCUGGUUGAUUUUGAAAGUUGGAAGACAAUUAUUGCACGGUCAGAGAAAAACUCGGGCUCUAUUGGCAGCCAAGGUUCUAUUUGUGUUCUUCCAAAUUCGAUGGAAGCACGCCACCUGGAUAUCCAAGGAAAUGUGUAUGCGUUUGGAGUACUUUUACUGGAGAUAAUUAGUGGGAGGCCCCCAUACUGCAAGGAUAAGGGGUGCUUGGUAGACUGGGCCAAAGAUUAUCUUGAGCUGCCAGACGUGAUGCCUCAUGUGGUGGAUCCUGAAUUGAAACAUUUUAGUUGUGAUGACCUCAAGGUUCUAUGUGAUGUGGUAAAUCUCUGUAUCCAUCCAGAACCCACCAAGCGACCAUCGAUGCAGGAAGUAUGCACCAUAUUGGAGAGCAAAAUUGACACAUCAGUGUCGCUUGAGCUUAAAGCAUCUUCUUUGGCAUGGGCCGAGCUUGCACUUUCAUCCUAAAUGAGUUAAUUAACACUGUAAAGAAGAAAUAUACAACUGCAAUAGGUUUUUUCUCCCUUGACUUUGUCCUUGUAAAUGGUUGUAAUUGAGGUAACUUGAGGGUUCAUGCAUGACAAAAUCUCUUUGUAUACGAUUUGCUACAAUCUCUGAGUUGCUAAUCAAGUAUGUUGCUAAUUAAGUUUGUUC
Molecule: messenger RNA, 2656 nt
Organism: Argentina anserina (silverweed cinquefoil)
Lineage: Eukaryota; Viridiplantae; Streptophyta; Magnoliopsida; Rosales; Rosaceae
Product: probable LRR receptor-like serine/threonine-protein kinase At1g63430
Exons: 12
Coding region: 485-2470 (661 amino acids)
Biological process (GO): protein phosphorylation
Molecular function (GO): protein kinase activity; protein binding; ATP binding
Source: RefSeq, a predicted model, not a curated record